Molecule: messenger RNA, 369 nt
Organism: Suillus discolor
Lineage: Eukaryota; Fungi; Basidiomycota; Agaricomycetes; Boletales; Suillaceae
Exons: 2
Coding region: 1-369 (122 amino acids)
Source: RefSeq, a predicted model, not a curated record
AUGUUUUUUCACGGCAUGGAAGCCCCUCAGCCCUCCCCAAUGGAUAGUUUACACCCACAUUCCUCUGCAAAUGCAUUCCUCGCUCACCUUUUCUCGCUCCUCUGCGGCUUUCUACCCGUCAAUGAUGAAACGACUGAACUUCCGCAGCCUUCAUGGCCUUUGGCGGUCCAUCUACGCACACUCCUCACUCGCCUGUCCUUACUCAUUCACCGCUUUUCACCUGAAAGUGAUGCACCAAAUGAACUUCAGCAACCCUCCACGUCUUCCCAAAGUCGAACAUCAUCCAACAAUGCCUUCGAGUUCACCUCCGGAUGGAAGGUUCAUCAGCUGGCUCUCCUCACUCUUCCGCUCUCAACCUCACACCAAUGA